This is a messenger RNA of Fonsecaea nubica, 939 nucleotides long. RefSeq lists its product as hypothetical. NCBI's taxonomy places the organism in Eukaryota, Fungi, Ascomycota, Eurotiomycetes, Chaetothyriales, Herpotrichiellaceae. Bases 1 to 939 code for a protein of 312 amino acids. The record is from RefSeq and is a predicted model, not a curated record. The transcript is spliced from 3 exons.
AUGCCGUCGAGGAGAUCGCCCAUCCCGUGGAUUGACCCGGACAGUAAUCUGCACUGGUACGAUCCAGACGGCGGCUACGGAAGAGGCUACGAUGAUGAUCAAGCACCACCAGCGAUCGUGGCCGGCGGCGGCGCAGGCGGAGAGGAGACCGUCUUCUCCGGCGUGCGUCCCCCACGAGAUCGAGAUCGAGAUCGAGAUAGCGACAACGACCGCCGCGGCCACCCACACGAUUCGGGUCGUCGCACGUGCAUGAACAUCGAAGGCCCCUUUUACGACCAAGACUACGACCGCUGGGAUUACUACGACAUCGCACGGCCCGGAGGGCCCAGGAGGCUGGAUUAUUGUCGCCACGGCGAGGUCGAGGUCGUGUGUCUAUAUUGUAAUGGCAGCUAUGGAUGUGGAAGGGGGAGAGGACCCUCUCUGUCUAGGAGCAGGGAUCGUCGUCGUCGCCGAAGCGGCAGCCGCAAUGCUAUUCGUCGCCACGGCCACCGCCACGGCAGGCGACCUCGUGACGGUGACAGGGUCAUAGCAUGCUACGCGACCGACUUUGGCUAUGACUUUUACAACGGCAGACCGCCGCCACGACACGGCGGCGUCAUUGAUGGAUUCCCAGGAUCACGGAGGGUGGAGGACAGACACGGUCGACAUGGUCGGCAUGAUUCUUUGGAGCGUGGAUACGACGAUAGCCGCGGGGGCGGGUACUAUGAUUUUCCGUUUGACUUUGACUUCGACUUUGACAAUCAUUACGGGUCUGAUCAUGAUCACGACUACGACUACGAUUACGACUACGACUAUCACGACGGGGAUCGAAGGCGCAGACGAUCAAGGAGACGAGACAGAAACGAUAGUGCGGCAGAUCAUCUCUUGCGCGAAAUGGACAGGGUGGAACGCAGAGCCGACGAGGCUGAACGCCGGUUGUGGAGGGUGUAUGGGGCCUGA